AUGAAGUUCUUCACUGCCACUGCUCUCCUCGCCGGCCUCGCUGCUGCCCUUCCGGCCGCCGUCCCUGAGCUCGAGCUUCAGCCCGCUGGAGCCAGCCACCUUGAAGCUCGCCAGGCCAUCACCCGGAACGAUCUCCAGAACGGCCGCACGUGCCCCGGCGUCAUCUUCAUCUACGCCCGCGGUUCCACCGAGAGCGGCAACCUGGGAACGCUGGGACCCUCCAUCGCCACGGCCCUCGAACGCGAGUACGGCAGCACCGGCGUCUGGAUCCAGGGCGUCGGCGGCGCCUACGCCGCCACCCUCGGCGACAACGCGCUGCCCGAUGGCACGAGCAGCGCCGCCAUCCGCGAGAUGAAGGGCCUCUUCGAGCUCGCCAACAGCAAGUGCCCCAGCGCCAAAAUCAUCGCCGGCGGCUACAGCCAAGGCGCCGCCCUUGCCGCCGCCUCGAUCCGCGACAUCUCCUCGACGAUCCGCGCAAAGGUCGCCGGCACCGUCCUCUUCGGCUACACCAAGAACCUGCAGAACAGGGGCCGCAUCAUCAACUACCCGGCCGAGCGCACCCGCGUCUUCUGCAACGUCGGCGACCUCGUCUGCACGGGCUCCCUCAUCGUCACGGCCGCGCACCUGACCUACGGCAGCGACGCCAGGGGCCCGGCGCCCGCCUUCCUCAUUGCCCGCGUCAACGCUGCUUGA
Molecule: messenger RNA, 693 nt
Organism: Verticillium alfalfae VaMs.102
Lineage: Eukaryota; Fungi; Ascomycota; Sordariomycetes; Glomerellales; Plectosphaerellaceae
Product: cutinase
Exons: 3
Coding region: 1-693 (230 amino acids)
Biological process (GO): carbohydrate catabolic process
Cellular component (GO): extracellular region
Molecular function (GO): cutinase activity
Source: RefSeq, a predicted model, not a curated record